AGAAAUAGAGUAAUAAAUAUUUAUCGAUACUUCCAAGCUUUCGGCCGAUUGAGAAGAAACAAACCACCGAUUAAACAAGUCUCUGCGAGUGAGUGUUCAAUCGAUAAAAAAAAUGAAAAUCUAUCACAUUCCUUGCCUCGAAGACAAUUAUUCCUAUCUAAUCGUGAAUGAGAGUACCAAAGAAGCUGCCGCUGUGGACCCUGUUGAACCCGAGAAGGUUCUCGAAGCUUCCAAUUCAUAUGGCCUAACUCUCAAAUUCGUUCUCACUACUCAUCAUCACUGGGAUCAUGCUGGUGGAAAUGACAAGAUAAAGGAAUUGGUGCCUGGAAUCAAGGUGUACGGUGGUUCACUUGAUAAUGUAAAGGGUUGCACUGAUGCAGUUGAAAAUGGUGAUAAGGUGCAUCUUGGAGCUGAUAUUACUGUUUUGGCACUUCACACACCUUGCCACACCAAAGGUCACAUAAGUUAUUAUGUUACUGGCAAAGAGGACGAGGAUCCGGCUGUUUUUACUGGAGAUACAUUGUUUAUUGCUGGUUGUGGGAAAUUUUUUGAAGGAACUGCAGAACAAAUGUAUCAAUCACUCAAUGUGACAUUAGGUUCAUUACCAAAGCCAACUCGAGUUUACUGUGGCCAUGAGUACACGGCGAAGAACUUGCAAUUUGCUUUGACAGUUGAGCCCGACAAUUUGAAGAUACUGCAAAAAUUAACCUGGGCUCAAAAUCAGCGGCAAGUUGGCCAACCAACAAUUCCCUCAACCAUUGAAGACGAGCUGGAAACCAAUCCGUUUAUGAGGGUUGAUCUACAUGCAAUCCAGGAAAAGAUGGGGAGCAAAUCACCUGUUCAAGCUUUAGGAGAAUUAAGGAAGUUGAAAGACAACUGGAAGGGCUGAUGAAACUAGUCUUCUCAUUCACUCUUAUUUCAAUUUCUCUUUUGUUGCAUCCAUAUUAAUAAGGCCUAUAUGUAUAUACUGUAACAGUUUGGUUUGCCAGAUAUUAAAAUGGCAGUGUCAAAAGCUUGUCAUGUUAGGGACAUGGAUUGUGAUUAGCACUGUCGCGUACAGGUAUGUUAAUGUUGGUUUGUCCGUCUUAGUAUGUUACUGUUGGUUUGUCCAUGUACUAAGAUGUUCCAUUUCACUCACGUUAUUUACUUGUGAACUUAAAAUCAAUUAUUUUCUCCUCUCUA
Messenger RNA from Cicer arietinum (chickpea), 1182 nucleotides. RefSeq names its product hydroxyacylglutathione hydrolase cytoplasmic. NCBI's taxonomy places the organism in Eukaryota, Viridiplantae, Streptophyta, Magnoliopsida, Fabales, Fabaceae. Gene Ontology annotation, molecular function: hydroxyacylglutathione hydrolase activity. The record is from RefSeq and is a predicted model, not a curated record.